Molecule: messenger RNA, 516 nt
Organism: Prunus avium (sweet cherry)
Lineage: Eukaryota; Viridiplantae; Streptophyta; Magnoliopsida; Rosales; Rosaceae
Source: RefSeq, a predicted model, not a curated record
AUGAAGGAUUUAGGUGAUCUGAAGUACUUUCUUGGAAUUGAAGUAGCAAGGUCCGUAAAGGGUAUAUUUAUGUCACAGAGGAAGUAUGUAUUGGAUCUACUCGCUGAAACAGGAUUGCUUGGAUGUAAGCCUGCUGACACACUAAUCGAGAUGAAUCACAAGUUGUGUGAAGGUAUGGAUCAAGAACCAACCAAUAAGGAACAAUACCAACGCCUUGUUGGAAGAGAUCUUGAAGUUGUGGGAUAUACAGAUGCUGAUUGGGCUGGCUCCAUUACUGAUAGACGCUCUACUUCAGGUUACUUUACCUUCGUGGGAGGUAAUCUAGUCACUUGGUGGAGUAAAAAACAAAAUGUGGUUUCUCGGUCUGGUGUAGAAGCAGAGUAUCGAGGAAUGGCUCAUGGAGUUUGUGAAUUGCAAUGGAUCAGAAGACUCUUGACAGAAUUGGGUUUCAAGCCAGAAAAGCCAAUAGAGUUGCAUUGUGACAACAAGUCAGCUAUUGAUAUUGCCCAUAAUCCA